AUGGAGGCCGGGCUGCUGAGCGCCGUCCUGGGCAUUAUCCUGGUGCAGGUGGAAAUGACCACGCAGGACCUGGACCUGCAGAAGAUUGCAGGGUUCUGGCGGGAAGUUGGGGUGGCCUCCAGCCAAAACCUGGCACUGCAGACCCCAAAGAGGCUGGAGGCCUUGUUCCUGACCUUGAGUGGGGAGGAGCUGACCGUGAAGGCUGCGUAUAACAGUUCAGGAAGCUGUGAGGCUGAACAAAUAGUGAGCUCAGAAAUAAAUGUUUCGGGGAAAUUUGUUUUCCUGGGUGCCCGGGAGAUCCAGGUGACAGACACAGACUACGGAUAGUACGCCAUCCCGAGGGUGUCCCUCCACUGGCGGGACGAGGAAUUCCACGUGCUCAAGUAUUUCAUUUGGAGCCUUGAGGGCGAGUAUGAACCAGGCUUCUGGAAGUUCUGGGAGUUGACCGCAGACACGGGACUGUACCUGGUGGCCCGGCACGAUGGGGAGCCGCUGUCCCCGCCUGGGGGCACGACGCUGUGGGUGAGAAGCAAGUACCAGCAGGCGGGGCUGCCUCUGGCCGCCGUCUGGGCGGCAGGAUGCUGCUGGUUGGCCAAUCGCUGA
Aethalodelphis obliquidens (Pacific white-sided dolphin) is the source of this 603-nucleotide messenger RNA. RefSeq names its product lipocalin 8 (gene LCN8). The transcript is spliced from 7 exons. Gene Ontology annotation, molecular function: small molecule binding. The record is from RefSeq and is a predicted model, not a curated record. NCBI's taxonomy places the organism in Eukaryota, Metazoa, Chordata, Mammalia, Artiodactyla, Delphinidae.